AUGGAAACAACAAAAGCACCCUUACCUCCAAUUCCAAGUGAUGAUAAACACCUAAUUACCGUGCUCAGUAUUGAUGGGGGUGGCAUUAGGGGAAUCAUUCCUGGAAUUAUACUUGGUUUCUUGGAAUCAGAGCUUCAGAAGCUGGAUGGUGAUCAGGCAAGAUUGGCAGACUACUUUGACGUGAUUGCGGGAACAAGUACUGGUGGAUUAGUGACUACAAUGCUUACUGCUCCAAAUGAAAAAAAUCGACCCUUAUACGCUGCCAAAGAUAUUAAGGAAUUCUUCCUUGAGCAUAGUCCAAAAAUCUUCCCACAAAAUAAUAAUUUAUUGUCAAAUAUCGUGAAGCUCACCAAAAAUCUGUUCGGUCGACCCCGGUAUAGCGGCAAGUAUUUACGUAGCCUUCUUAGGGGAAAACUAGGAGACACAAAAUUGGACCAAACACUGACCAAUGUUGUCAUCCCAGCAUUUGACAUCAAGCGCCUUCAACCCACCAUCUUUUCCAGCUUCCAGCUGAAGAAGAGGCCAGAUUUGAAUGCAUUGAUGUCGGAUAUAUGCAUUGCAACCUCGGCAGCUCCAACAUAUCUUCCACCUCAUUACUUUGAGACCAAAAUCGACCAUGGCAAAGUGAUAAGCGAGUUCAACCUUAUAGACGGUGGCGUCGCUGCAAAUAACCCAACGCUGGUUGCGAUAGCGGAAGUGACGAACAAAAUUUGCCAGAACGGGCCAAUUGCAAAUGUAAAUGUAGAAGCGAUGCAAUACGAGCGGUUUUUGGUGAUAUCCUUGGGAACAGGGUCUCCAAAACAGGAAAAGAAAUACAGUGCAGAUGAGGCAGCUCAAUGGGGCAUCUUGAGUUGGAUAGCCACAACCAAUGGUAGCACCCCUUUAAUUGAUGCCUUUAGUCAAGCCAGUUCUGACAUGGUUGACUUUCACUUAGCCUCUUUACUCCGAGCACUCAAAUCUGAACAUAACUACCUCCGAAUCCAGGACGAUACAUUAAGUGGGGACUUAUCUUCGGUAGACGUGGCCAGCGAGAAGAAUUUGAAUGAUCUCGUGAAAGUUGGAGAAUCAUUGUUGAAGAAACCAGUUUCUAAGGUUAACUUUAAGACUGGCAUUUACGAACCUGUUAACCAUUAUGAAACAAACGAGGAAGCCCUCAAGAGGUUUGCCGAACGACUAUCCAAACAGAAGCGGUUUCGUAAAUCUAAAAUGUCUAUCAAUGGGAUUGCUAAGAACUCGAAUAAAGGAUAUUACAAGUGA
Messenger RNA from Gastrolobium bilobum, 1257 nucleotides. Its product is annotated as patatin-like protein 2. Lineage: Eukaryota; Viridiplantae; Streptophyta; Magnoliopsida; Fabales; Fabaceae. The record is from RefSeq and is a predicted model, not a curated record. Gene Ontology annotation, biological process: lipid metabolic process. The coding region runs from base 1 to 1257 and encodes 418 amino acids. The transcript is spliced from 7 exons. Gene Ontology annotation, molecular function: glycerophospholipase activity; monoacylglycerol lipase activity.